AUGGUUGCAUGUAUAUUCACAGUUCUUUGUUACUCACAAAUUUAUAUACUGUACUGUUUUUUAAAGACAAGCAAACGUAGGAAUCACGGCCGCAACAAGAAGGGUCGUGGACAUGUACGGCCUGUGCGCUGCACCAACUGCGGACGGUGCGUACCAAAAGACAAGUCUAUCAAGAAAUUUGUCAUUCGUAACAUCGUAGAAGCUGCUGCUGUUAAGGAUAUUGAAGAAGCUAGUGUGUACUCUGUAUAUGCCCUUCCGAAAUUGUAUGCAAAGUUGCAUUACUGUGUUAGCUGCGCUAUCCAUUCCAAAGUGGUUCGUAACAGAUCCCGAGAGGCACGACGCGAUAGGACUCCACCACCUAGAUUCAGCCCAAGAAUGAUGAAUCAACAGAACAGACCUGGACCCAAGCCAUAAGUCUGUUAUAUCACACAAGACUGGCCUGGACAGAGGGAGGGUUGCUUGAUACAGAAAUGUCAUUCUGAUUAUAACUGAUUAAAAUUGGUAAAAGUGAAA
Anneissia japonica is the source of this 513-nucleotide messenger RNA. RefSeq names its product 40S ribosomal protein S26-like. Gene Ontology annotation, cellular component: cytosolic small ribosomal subunit; ribosome. The transcript is spliced from 4 exons. The record is from RefSeq and is a predicted model, not a curated record. The coding region runs from base 1 to 414 and encodes 137 amino acids. Gene Ontology annotation, molecular function: mRNA binding; structural constituent of ribosome. Gene Ontology annotation, biological process: translation. NCBI's taxonomy places the organism in Eukaryota, Metazoa, Echinodermata, Crinoidea, Comatulida, Comatulidae.